AUGCUUAUUACCAAAACAUUUCAUGAUGUCCCGUCGAAACUGUCAGGCGGCAGACCAGUCCGAAUCUUUAUCAUAGCACCAAAUCUGCCCAAUUAUCCAAGGGCCAAGUUUCCAGGCGAUGAAAUUUACCAGGUCACCGGCCCAGUAGAACGGUUUGCGGGACAGAUUGCGAGUCAAGGCUAUGUUGUCGCCUGCCCAUCGAGCUUCCACGAAUUUGAGGGUCCGGAACCGAUCCCUUACGAUACAGAGGGUACUGACAGGGGCAAUAAAUAUAAAGUCGAGAAGGAGCUGAAUGCGUACGAUGAGGAUGCAACGCUGUCAAUUGAUCUGCUAUGCUCUUUGAGCAACUGCAAUGGGCGUAUCGCAGCGACUGGUAUGUGCCUCGGAGGUCACCUUGCGUUCCGCGCGGCAUUCGACUCGCGAGUUUUGUCGUCCGUGUGUUUCUUCGCAACGGACAUUCAUGGUGCAACACUUGGAAAAGGAAAGAAUGACGAUACGCUUGUGCGAGUCCGCAAUGGCGACCUGAAGGGCAAAGGCGAACUUGUGAUGAUAUUCGGCAAGCAGGAUACACACGUUCCCCGCAGCGGCAGAGACCUCAUCCGCAAGACAUUGGAGGAUGCAGAUGUGACGACAUCGUUUCUUGAAGUUCAGGCGCAGCACGCAUUCAUUCGGGAUGAAUCAUCCAAGGGCAGGUGGGAUGCGGCAUUGACGAGAUCAUUGUUUGCGUUUAUGAUGGAAGUGUUCGAGCGGACUGUUGGAAGGGAUCUGGGUCCGCGCGUUGAGCAAGGAGGAGACAUUGCGCAUGUGUGUUGAGCAAGCGAGACGAUGUCAACUAUAAAUGUCAGUCUAGUUAGACUCGGCUGCAAAUAAAUAGAAUGAAUGCGCCUCGUCCGUUUGCGUGAGCGCUGACGUCGCGCGUCGUCAGUAUCCGUCCUUGCACUCAGCCGCCAACGUCGCCGACAGUAUGGCGUCCCGCCGUCGUUUAGACAUAAGUUCGCUGUUGUGCGACAACGAGCAGGCAUCGACGAAUGUGUCAGACAGUCACGCCUCGCGUUCGCCGGUGCAUUCACCCACUGGCACACAACAUCGACAGGACACGCAGCCAGCCGCAGCCCAAGCUCCCGCCCGCCUGCACUUGGCUAUUGAGUAUAGCGCAUCCGUUCCAAAGAAUAGUACCCACAGUGGUGCCCACUAUGAGUAUCCUUACCGGCGACAUCAACAGGUUAGCCCGACGCUCCACGGCAGUCCUACGUCGCGACCAUCAUCAACCGUCCUUACCCCGCUCGCCCUUCAGCCCUCUCCGCCCCGGCGACGCACGCCUUCUCCCCCAUUUACACUGUCGUCUGCGUCGUCGGUAGACCCUAGUAACCCUCUUCCGCCUAGACGUCGUUCGGAAGACCUACAAGGCUCCGAUUUCCCGCGCCGUGGGUCAUACACUACGCAAGACCGAACGCAUCCCCAUCCGUACACCCAUUAUCCG
Messenger RNA from Fomitiporia mediterranea MF3/22, 1480 nucleotides. Its product is annotated as dienelactone hydrolase. The record is from RefSeq and is a predicted model, not a curated record. Lineage: Eukaryota; Fungi; Basidiomycota; Agaricomycetes; Hymenochaetales; Hymenochaetaceae. The coding region runs from base 1 to 813 and encodes 270 amino acids. The transcript has 10 exons. Gene Ontology annotation, molecular function: hydrolase activity.